Molecule: messenger RNA, 5461 nt
Organism: Leptonychotes weddellii (Weddell seal)
Lineage: Eukaryota; Metazoa; Chordata; Mammalia; Carnivora; Phocidae
Source: RefSeq, a predicted model, not a curated record
GUAUCUCAAAUAUCAGCCUCUACUAGUUGUACAGUCCUCCCUUAUUUGAUAUCAGAGAGCCCAAUGGAGCCUUCUGAAGAACCUAGUCAGAUUAGCAAAGAUAACUUUUUGGAAGUUCCUAAUUUAUCUGAUUCUCUUUCUGAAGAUGAGGAAGUUAAAGCUACUUUCAAACCUGGCUUCUCGCCUCAACCUAGUAGACGAGGUUCUGAUUCUUCUGAAGAUAUGUACCUGGACACUCCAUCUUCAGGUGCAAGAAGAGUUUCAUUCGCUGACACCUUUGGAUUCAAUCUUGUGUCUAUCAAAGAAUUUGAUUGCUGGGAUUUACCAAGUGUUUCCACCGGUUUUGACUUAAGGAAGGACAUUUUUCACACAGAAGAAUAUGUUUUAUCUCCACUAUUUGAUUUGCCUUCUUCAAAAGAAGAUCUUAUGCAGCAACUUCAAGUACAGAAAGCAAUACUGGAGUCAACUGAGUAUCCUCCUGGGUCUACAAGUAUGAAGGGCAUUAUUCGAGUUUUGAAUAUUUCUUUUGAGAAGUUAGUAUAUGUGAGAAUGUCCUUGGAUGACUGGCAGACACAUUAUGACAUUUUAGCAGAAUAUGUCCCAAAUUCAUGUGAUGGUGAAACUGACCAGUUCUCCUUUAAGAUUUUAUUGGUUCCCCCUUAUCAAAAAGAUGGCAGUAAAGUUGAGUUUUGUAUACGUUAUGAAACUUCUGUUGGUACAUUUUGGUCAAAUAAUAAUGGCACAAAUUAUAUACUGAUUUGUCAAAAGAAAGAACAAGAGCCGGAGCCUGUAAAACCACGGGAAGAAGUUCCUAAUAGACAAAUAAAAGGCUGUUUAAAGGUAAAAUCAAGUAAAGAAGAAUCAUUAGUAACAUCAGGCGAGAAUAACUUUGAGAAUUCAAAGAUUACAGAUACCUAUAUCCCAACAAUUGUUUGUUCUCAUGAGGACAAGGCAGCCUUGGAAACCAGUAAUCGAAAUGUAAAAGAUGUAAACAGGGAACAUGAUGAACAUAAUGAAAAAGAAUUAGAGUUGAUGAUAAAUCAAUGCUUAAUAAGAAGUACUGCUUCCAGAGAUGAAAAGAAUACAUUUGCAAUAGAUCCGGUCAAUUUUCCAAAUAAAGCUGAGGGGUUAGAGAAGAAGCAAAUCCAUGGUGAAGUACACCCUGACUUGUUUAAAAGGCCUUUGUCUCCAAGUUCAUCAGCAGAAAGCUCCUUAAAGGGAGAUUUUUACUGCAAAGAAGAAUAUUCCUCAGAAAAUAAGUAUAGACAUCAACCUUCAGAGGAAAUUACUUCAGAUAUAGGAGAAAUCAAGCCACCAUUGGGAUAUACUAGUAGUGGUGAAUUAGUGCAAUUACACAUUGGGGGCAAAGAAGUACUGGAUAAUAAUGCUAAUCCAGCAGAAGGGAGAGGCAGAGUGCAAAUAUCUAGUCCUUCCUCAGAUCAACUAGUCGCAGACAACCUUAAUAAAAAACAUGAAGGAAGAGCUGAGAAAAUUGAAAUAAGAGAUUGGGAAUGUUUAAGAGGAGAUUUCAAUUUGGAUUUGCAUUCAGAAGAAUCAAUGGAAAAAGGAUCUUCUAAGAAAGAUUAUGGUAAUGGUAAGACUGAGGAGGAGGAGCAAAGAAUACAUUUAGGUGUUAAUGUAAAACAAAGCAAAAAUUUUCAUUCAUUCUUACAUGACCAAGAAAGGAAGAUGGGCCAGUCUGAAAUCAGUAUGGAAGGAACAGAAACUAGCAACAGAGACCUAACUGUCCUGCUGAGUAAAGAUACCACAAUUCCCGACCAGGCAAUCACAGCAGAUAUGUUUCAUUCACCAAGGAUAAGUCUAAGUUGGGAAAACGCUGUGUUAACAACUCCAGAGCAUGAUCUCUUGACUAGUGAAGGCACUACUUUACGAGGGAUGCCUGGUCAAGUUUGUUCACCAAGAAGUGGAAAUGUUUUGAGGAAUGAUUGUCUUUUCCAAGUUGAAGAAGAAAAAUCAGAUUGGAUUAAUCCUGAGGAUCAGAAUAAGAAUGCACAACAGAAACAAAGUUGGAAUGUUCUAGAAAGUCAGAGAAAAGCAAGAGAGAGUAAGACAUAUAGAACAGAACAGAACAAGGAACAAUCUGCUUGUGAAGACAUGUGGGGAAAAAGAGAUAAUACAAGGAAUUUGAAAGCUACUCCUACGGAAGAAUUGUUUACCUGCCAAGAAACAGUGAGCUGUGAACUGUCUUCUCUAGCUGAUCAUGGUGUUACUGAGAAAGCAGAAGCAGGUACAGCUUAUAUAAUUAAGACAACAUCAGAAAGUGCUCUAGAAAGCAUGUCUGCUAGAGAAAAAGCAAUAAUUGCUAAGCUACCUCAAGAGACAGCACGAAGUGACAGGCCCAUCGAGGUAAAGGAAACAGCGUUUGAUCCACAUGAAGGGGGAAAUGAUGAUUCACAUUAUACCCUUUGUCAACGAGAUACAGGAGGUGUAAUCUAUGACAAUGAUUUUGAAAAGGAAUCACGUUUAGGUAUUUGUAAUGUACAUGUAGAUGAAAUGGAGAAAGAAGAAACCAUAUCUAUGUACAAUCCCGGGAAGACACAUGACAGGAAGAAACGUGGCAUUGGAAAUAUCACAUCUGUAGAAGAAUCCUUCCAGGUCAUUACAGGCAAUCAAAAAGCAGCCUCAGAACUGGAUUUACAUUUGGGAAUGUUACCAAAAGACAAAAAAACAUUUCCAGAAAAUAGAGAUGAUAAACAGGUCCAAGAAUUAUCAAAGAAAACAGACAGAGAUGCUAUUAUUCAUUCUACUUUAAACUCAGACACUAACAGAGCUUCUCAGAAUGUCUCUCACGUUUCCAAUCACCAUGCUAAAACCUCAGUGCCAUCUCAUGAACAGGCAAUUGCUGUAGAGAAUAUAAUUACUACCAUGACUCUCCAAUCUAUUUCUACUAAAUCAGAAUAUAAUUGUAAUCCAACAAGUGAAAUCCAGGGUAUUGAGAAGCACCCUCAUCUUGGGUCUAUACCUGGAGAAGUUUCCAAAAGUUCAGGAACAGAGACCUCAGGUAGUAGCAGAGAAAGAUUUAAAAGCCAGAUUUUUCAACAAGGAGAACACGGUGUGGAAAAAUCUCUACAGCCAACGAUUUUUGUCAGUGAAGUUAUUGAGACCGUGGAAGAGGCCAGGCAUGAAAAUGAAGGAUUAGCGUCUGGACAAUCACUGGGCUCUUCAGGUGACAAGGAAUCCGAGAGCUCUGCUUCUGCUAGUCUCCCUGCCCAGGAAGGUCAAACUGAAAGCAACCAAUCUCUGCUUUCGAAAUACACCAACUCUAAAGUACCGUAUGUCCUUUUGUUUGUCAUAUUUCUUGUAACCAUCUACCAGUAUGACUUAAUGAUUGGCCUGGCAUUCUACCUUUUUUCAUUGUACUGGCUAUCUUGGGAAGAGGGGAGACAAAAAGAGUCUGUCAAAAAGAAGUAACCUCACCACUAUUAUUAUUUUCUCAUAAAAGAUAAGCUUUUUAGCCCCAAACGUUUGGAUUGGUGAAAGAGAUUACUCAUUGUUCAAAGAGCCAGCGCAGUUUUUCUCUUGAAGGAUCAUUUAAAAAGGAAUGCGUAUGAAGUUUGCUCCUUCAUAUAAGUAAUUAUUCUAUAUAGGACCAUUAUGUUUGGAUCAUUAAAUACCUAUAUGAAUAUGAGAUCUGAAGCACGUCAAGUUGAAAUUAGGUACAGCUGUUGCUCCUUAGCAGGCUAUGAAGUUGCAAUGCUUCACGUCUCUUCACUACUUAAAGUGCCAUUUCUUGCAUUCAUUUCUUUUGCAGUAAAGCUUCAUUUUUUUUUCCCUAGAGUAUUUUUCCUUCUGUGGUUUUUUAAAAAAUAGAUAAAACAUGAACAAUGGCAGAGGACUUUUUUUUUUUGUCUUUUGGUAUUGACCAUGAAAUUUGCAUUUAUCCCUAUAUCAUUUAUCAGCACAUUUUGAUGGAUCAAAUCUUUCAACUUUGAUUUCAUAUUUUUAAGAACAACACCCAUGUGUAUUGAAAUGCAUAAACUUAAAGAAAGACCUUGUUUGCUUGAAUAAUACUUUAUACACAGAUAUCUUCUACCUCCCUUAUAUCUACAAAGUUAGAGCACUCAUAAGCCAAAUCUGACAAAGACUGAAACAAUUGGGAGAUGAUCUCUCAAUCUACAAAAUUUUGUGGGGGGCCUGUCUAUAAGCAAUGUUUUUCUCUUAUAAGAAGAGAAAGUAUAACACAGCUGAACAAUUUUGAUGUCAAUUAUUCAGUUGAAGUUUUAAAAUUAAAAGUUCCACAAGCAUUGCUUCAGAACGAAUUUGUACCUAUAAAGCAUCAAAUAUUAAAUAAUAAUAAUAAUUUAAAAAAUAUUUCCAAAUGAACUAUUUUACUUGGUAGUAUUUUUUGUCUUCAAACAAAUUUUUAUUUUUUGUUAUAGGACAAUGAAUUAUUUUCCAAGGUGCAUAUAGAGACGAAAUAAUCAUUGGUGAUUGUUAUAUAAUCAUCAGGUUGUUAGAUGAUAACUCAAGUUUUUAGUGGGCAAAUAAGUAGAUAUGGCAAUCUACUCAGGGAGAAAUGAAUAUCCAGUGUAGCAGUGACUUUAGCUACUGUUAUUUUCUAUGGCUAAGUAUGUGAAAAAAUGGAACUAAUCAUUUUGGUCACAUAGUGGGAAUGCAAAGAUUUUUAUAUAAGAUUUCAACAACCAUUUAUUAAAUGAUUGCUAGAUGCAAAAAUCCUGUGCUCUGGUCUAUGGCACAGUACUUCCUUUGAUACCCUGAAUGGCUACUUUCCAGGGAGGAGGCAUACGUACUUUUGAUUUGGCCAGGAAUAUGGAAGAGAGUAACUGUGGGAGUCCAUUUGGGUGAUUUCUUUUUCAUAGGAACUUCCUUCAUAGAGUACGUAACAUGAUCUUCAGAGAGAAAAGAGCAUCUAUUUACCUGUAAAGGUAAAUUCAAUGAGUAAAACUUGCAUAUAUCAUCCUAUACUUCUAGGAAACAUGCAUUUAUGGGAAUAAAAAAUGAGAACAAAGCAUUUAAACUGACUUUCAUGUAGUAGUAAAUGAUUUCCCUAAUCUUCAUUAGGUACACAGCUAUUUCCAAAUCCCUAAUUGUAUGCUUGUCUCAAGUCCCAUUGAAAUUGAAUGCUUGACUUUAACUUUUUAGUUGAACAAAUACAAACAUCCUGAAGUAGAACUUAGGGCAAAUACUUGAUUGCUUAAAAAAGCACAUUUUCAUUAAAUACAAGUAGAACACUGUAGGCCAUACCUAGAAUAUUAUCUCUAAAAUUGCUAUCCUGAUAAUUUUGUUGACAGGUCUAAAUUACAGCGGAGUUAAGGUUAGUAUUUCUUCAGAUCUUAAUGGCUUGGUUUUUGCAUUCUACCUUUAAGAGUUUCGGUCAAUAUGCCAUAUCUUAUUAAUGCAAAGAAACUACAUUACUUAUUAACACAGGUGCCCGAACUAUAAUUAUUCCCUUAUACAUAAAGGAAUGUAAUUUUUUAAA